UCUUGAUAAGUGAUGUUCGGUGAUCAGUUUAUAUUAAAAUGAGUGAAGUGAAUUUAGCUGCUUUGGCGGAAAGCGGUCAAGACCGCGUUGAAGCCAAGAAUCCCAUGCAAGAGAUCGACCUUGCCUUAAAAGCAUGCACGUUUGGCAGAUUUCAAGUCCAAAUCCUGGGAGCGGCACUAAUCGCAAUAGUGGCCAGUUUACUUGUUAGCAACUCAACUGCUUAUCUACUACCGAAUGCAGAAUGUGACCUGGAUAUGAACUUGGUGCAGAAAGGGAUGCUGAACGCAGUACCUUAUACUGGUAUGAUGUUCUCCUCCCUAAUUGCCGGUUUUCUCACGGACCAGUUUGGCCGAAAGCUGUUCCUCGUCGGCGGCUACUUUGGCAUUUUCUUUUGCACUCUCAUCGCAGGGAGCAGCCAGACUUACGAAGUUUUACUUACAGCUAAAUUCUUUGAAGGUAUCUUUUUCGCCUCAUCCUUCAGCCCCACUGUAUCCUAUACCUCAGAGUUCUGCCACAAGGAGAUCAGAGACCGAGUGCUGUUAUGCCAGUCCUCCUUUUCCGGGUUCUCUCAAGUCGUCAUUGCUGGCUUGUCCUGGGCCAUCUUCACUAACGACUGGACUGCUAGUCUGUUUGGGGGGUUCAUUGUCCUCCAUACAUGGAACUUCUACCUUUACCUGAUGUCAUUGUGGUCUUUGACUGCCAGCGUCCUCUACAUGUUAUUACCGGAAAGUCCUAAAUUCUUGAUCACUCAACAACGAUACGAGGAAGCACGAGAAAUUCUCAUCAGGAUUUAUGUCAGGAAUACAGGGAAGCCAGCAGAUACUUUUCCGUAUCCUAACCUAUGGAAAUCAGCUAAGCAACAAGUAAUAGACGAAGCGCCGGAAUUUAAAAAUGAAAGUCUAUCUGAUCAGUUGAUGGCUGGUUUAUAUAAUGUGAAACCUAUGUUCAGCAUGCCCCUAGUGCUGCCUCUAACUGUCAUCUCUUCCAUGGGGUUCUUAACCAUGGCUGUAUACAAUGUGUUUAGGUUAUGGUACCCUCAGCUCUCAACUGUGGUGGAACACUAUAGCAGCACGACCAGCAACGGAGACCUGUGUACUAUGCUGGAUGCAUAUACUGAGGGCCUUAGGAAUAGGACUCUGUUGGACACGGGUACAGUAUGCGUGCCGCACCCCAGCGGCGCAGAAACCUAUAUAAACAGCAUGAUUGUCGGCACCGUCUGUUUCCUGCCUUACCUCAUCACGGGUAUACUAGUCAACAAAGUGGGCAAGAAAGCCCUUGUUCUGGUCGCAGGCGCAAUAUGUGUAUGCGCUACGUUUGGACUGCGUUGGGCCAGCUCAAAGAACGCUGGCUAUUUCGAUCGUGAUGCUCAUAGGACGUAUCGGCACGCUGGUUGGAAACAUCCUGUUUCCUAUAUUAUUGGACGUGGGUUGUGUGGUGCCGUUUUUUGGGUUCGGUGGCUUGAUGAUAGGCGUCACCAUAUGUGGAUUGUUCCUGCCAUCAAAGAAACAGUGAUAUUUACAAAUUAAUAGUUAAUAACUUAACUAACUUAGCGGUUUCACUCACGUAUUUUUAGUCACU
Cydia strobilella is the source of this 1578-nucleotide messenger RNA. RefSeq names its product synaptic vesicle glycoprotein 2A-like. The transcript has 10 exons. The coding region runs from base 39 to 1526 and encodes 495 amino acids. Gene Ontology annotation, molecular function: transmembrane transporter activity. Gene Ontology annotation, biological process: transmembrane transport. Lineage: Eukaryota; Metazoa; Arthropoda; Insecta; Lepidoptera; Tortricidae. The record is from RefSeq and is a predicted model, not a curated record. Gene Ontology annotation, cellular component: membrane.